Messenger RNA from Diachasmimorpha longicaudata, 1715 nucleotides. RefSeq names its product homocysteine S-methyltransferase YbgG-like. The record is from RefSeq and is a predicted model, not a curated record. NCBI's taxonomy places the organism in Eukaryota, Metazoa, Arthropoda, Insecta, Hymenoptera, Braconidae. Gene Ontology annotation, molecular function: S-adenosylmethionine-homocysteine S-methyltransferase activity; zinc ion binding. The transcript is spliced from 2 exons. Bases 438 to 1415 code for a protein of 325 amino acids. Gene Ontology annotation, biological process: S-methylmethionine cycle.
UUCAUUAAACUCGAAUGUUUUGAUUGCACGUUGACUGCAUUGGGAAAUUGCAUUCAUGAAUAUUUAGUUUUUACUGCGUUGCAUACCUUGUAUUGUAUGUAUUUUCACAGCAGACGGAGUCUCUUCAAUUCCAAACUGACCUUGAACUUUGUGAUAAAAUUAGUUAAGAAAAAACGUAGCAAGAGGUUAGGAAAAAAAGGUUUUCAACAUUUUCUUCGAAAAACCCUCGGAGAUCGCAUUCGAAUCGUUGCACUGAUUGUCCAGCAGAGGGCCCCCAGCACCCCACUCCCUCCCCCCUCCUCCUAGAUUAUCAAAAUCCUCCGUAUUAUCAUUUGUUUUCAUUUCUUCGCCGUCUAAAUACAGUGUCUCCCCUCGAACAAUUGCAUCAGCUCGAACAAUCUUCACUCAAGUCCCUCACAAUCACCGAAAAGUCCACAAUGACAAAGGUCACGGUAUUGGAUGGCAGUUUUUCCAGCCAAGUGUCGACCCACGUGGGGAAGUGUGCAGAUGGUGAUCCACUCUGGACGGCGCGUUUCCUGGUGACCAACCCUGAUGCAGUAUCAUCGGCACACUUGGACUUUCUACGAGCAGGAAGUGAUAUAAUCGAGACGAAUACCUAUCAGGCGUCGGUGGACGGUUUCAAGAAGCACCUGGGGUUGAGCGAGGAAGACAGCUUGGAGUUGAUUCGCAAAGCUGUCGACCUGGCCGCCCAAGCCGUGAAGAUAUACAAAGAAGAAAUCGAGGGACAUGACGAGGCUGUGAACAGAUCCCCUUUGAUCGCCGGCUCGUGCGGUCCUUACGGUGCGACCCUUCACGACGCCAGUGAAUACACAGGAACAUACGCCAAGUCCGUCUCGAAGGACUUCCUCAAGGACUGGCACAGACCGAGGAUAGAGACCCUGAUAAAAGCAGGAGUCGAUCUUCUGGCAAUCGAGACAGUCCCCUGUGCCGAGGAAGCCGAGGCUCUCGUCGAGCUGAUGAAGGACUUCCCAGACACCAAAGCCUGGCUGUCCUUCUCGUGCUCGAAUGAUGGUAAAACCCUGGUGGAUGGGUCUGAAUUCCGAGAUGUCGCCCUCAACUGUUGGAAAAACGCCCACCCCGGCCAGUUUAUCGCUGUUGGUAUCAACUGUGUCGAUCCCCACUUUGUAACUCAGUAUCUCGAGAGUCUCAGGGUCAUGCCGGAGGGGAAAGACGUGCCUUUGAUUGUCUAUCCCAACAGCGGGGAGGUCUAUGUGCCUGAGACGAAACAUUGGAAGGGGGACGACAGAGUGCAGAUCGAAACGUACGUGCACCAGUGGCUAGACCACGGAGUGCAGUUCAUCGGAGGGUGUUGCAGGGUCAGUGCCUUGGAGAUUGCGAAGAUCAGGGGACAGGUGGAGACGUGGCGUUCGCAGGAGAGGGAGACUAGUCUCUAGAUGGUUGUCCUCGAAAAGGGACGAGGGAAGGAAUGGAUUUGUUGGACUGCGAGAUGGUUUUUUUUAUCUUCGACUUUUGAAGUUGGGACAGGAGGGAACAUAAACAAGUUUAUGGUUCAGAGGUGGCCUGCAUGUCCGAUUAUUGACUCGUGUCUUUUUUCGUACAGAAUCGCGUCUAGAUAAUGUUGACGAUAAUGAUGGUUCCAUUGAGGGAUAAUUAAGACUAGAUUUAAUACUCUGUUCAUCGUACUAAUCAGCAUUAUUUGUAUUUUUUGAAAAUAAAUAGUUUAAUUUCACUAA